Molecule: messenger RNA, 390 nt
Organism: Meloidogyne enterolobii
Lineage: Eukaryota; Metazoa; Nematoda; Chromadorea; Rhabditida; Meloidogynidae
Source: the annotation of a GenBank genome assembly
UUUUUUUAUUUAUUUAAAGUCAAGGCCAAUUUGCAGCCUGCCAAUUUGAUGCGCCAAUUUGUUGGGGAUUUUCUGUGGUUUUGGAGAUUUAAUUUUGUGAGGAGAGGGGAAGGAAAGGAAGAGGAGAGAUUACUAGAUUUGUAUUGGAACUGGCGACAGCUGCCUUCCUUUUUCUUUUGUUUUUACUUUUUUUUCUUAAAAAAUGAUGAACAAAUUAAAGAAACGGUAAAAGAAAAAGAAAUUUUUUAUAAUUAUUUUUUAAAUAUUUAUUUGUAAGUAGGAAUUGCCAGAUUCGACUCAGGCGGAGAAUUAAAGCAUUUUCUUGCGGGGUUAUUUUCGAAGCAUUUAGGAAUUCCUCGGGUUUAAUUAAUAGUAUAAACGAGUCGAUUU